AUGAAGGAAAAUAGCAUUGGACAUUGUAAAACAGCACGAGAGAUGGAACCACAAGCUGGAGACAUCGAACACAGUCCUCUCUGGUCAGGUUCGGAUGGCUCCCAGGAACUUUGCCCUUCUGGGUCCUAUAAUGAAGAAGACGACAGUGAAUCAGAAUACCCCUCAGACACACAAAAUGCUCAGAUCUCCUUGUCUGGGUCUUCAGAGUGCCUUCAGAUGCAAAACAGAAAACCUGCAGAUGGUGAAGGACCUUUCCUGGAUCAUGGUGAACAGGAAGUGUCAGUAUCAUACCAAGUAAACAAUGAUUUCUACCUUUCUGAAUCAAGAGAAUCCAUGACAGAAUCUCCUAACAUCCAAACUUCCCAAAUCGCAGCAACCCCACCCCCAGAGCUCCCAGAAUCCAAGUCAUGGGAGCAUUCUCCCUCUUCCUCCUCCUCUCUUGGCUGUGCUGCUGAUAUGACCAAGGCCCUGACCCUGAGCUCAAAACGGCCCCAGGGGGCAAGUGAUAGGCAUGGCCCAGGGACUGAGAACAGGAGGGUUGAAUCUUCAGAGGAAGGAGGGAGUAGUGAAGCACCUCCUGCUUCUGUCUUCUUUGGAAUUUCUGACGAGGGUGCUGAGCAGGCAGAGAAGAGGAACUUGGGGUCUGACAGAGAUCUCUGCAGACCGAACAAGCAAAGGGCAAGGUACACACGACUAAGUCACAAAGAGAGCCAAUCAGAGAAACACGUGAAGGACACCAAGUCUAAAUGUAAGCGAAUUGCCCAACUGCUGGCCAAUGCACCCAACCCUCAAAACAAGGGAGCUUUGCUCUUUAAAAAGCGCCGCCAGAGGGUCAAGAAGUACACUCUUGUGAGUUACGGAACUGGUUUUCCCUCCUUCGACAACUCAUGUCAAACAGAGGGCAAAACUGACCAAGACAGAUCCGUUGGUUAUACCUUCUUGGGUUCGAGUGAUUCUGACUUUGAGGAGCAGUAUUUGCAGCUUUAUCAGCACCAUAAUACACGUUUUAAUUGGCUAAGUGGCCAAGACAUGGAUGUGCUACCAGAGACAAAGGGGAAGGGACUUUUGAUGUUUGCACAGCGUCGCAAACGAAUGGAUGAACUUGUGUCGGAGCAAGAAGAGGAGAUGAAUGAAAGAUUUGUCGGGGAUAUUUUACAAGAAACAGAUCAAACAAGAGCACAGAGUAUUAAUGAAAGUAAAGAAAUGUACAUGCAUGCUGAGGAGACCAAUAUGAGGAAUGCAAGUCAGAAGAAGCAUAUGGAUUAUCAUGGGGAUAUUCAAGAAGUGAACCACCUCUCCAGUGCACUGAAACCCAUGGUGUCUAACAGAACUGCCAAACCUUUUCUAGGAUUUCAGGAUAACUCAACUCUUGAACCUUUCACCAUGUCUGGUGGUUUCAGUCCAUCAAUGAAGAAGCAUGAACUAACUUUCAAAGUUCCUGCACCAAUUAACUCUAACCCCAAGGUUUGGUCUCCAACUGGAGACAUUAUAGCCUCAAGAGAUGAACGAAUAUCUGUGCCUGCUAUUAAGACAGGCAUAUUACCAGAGUCAAAGCGGAAAACUGCAAGUAAGCACCAAUCUGCAAAAGAAUCAGAACUUUAUAGCCAAAGCAAAGGUGAAAGGAAGUCUUAUAUUGAGUCGGAGGAGGACUGUUUCAGUUUGGGUGCUGAGGCUUGUAACUUUAUGCAAUCCAAACCAAUAAAACUCAAAAAUCCCCCUCCAGUUGCCCCCAAACCCACCAUCAACCCAGCAUGCCCACCCUGGAUAAGGAAGAGUCCUUCCAACGAUCCCUAUAUUCCUUCAAGAAGCACUGUGCCCCAACCCUCUCACAGCCCCGUCGGACUUCGUGGUCAGCAUUACUUACAGCAGCAAGACUGGGCUGGGCCUCAACAGAUGGCUCAACACUGGGCACCAGAUCAGACAGAGGCAUCACUUCAAACACCUGCCCAUGCCCGAGUUCCGGUCAACUCCUCUUCUCAGUUCAAUCUUCAGCCAACUGCAAAUAGCUGGAGUCAACAGCCGGCACGACCCCCUGUGAGUAAGCAGGCCCACAGUCCUAUUUAUAGCCCACUUUCACACUCAAAGAAUAAGUCAGACAGUAAUCCAAACUUAGUUGUCUCUUGCCCACCGCAGGCAAAAAAGUCAUACCCUCAAUUAUCAAAAUCAUUAGAGGUUUAUCCAAAACUCAGAAUCCCAGAAAGAGGUGUUGUUCAGACCGACGAUAGCCCAACUAUGGCAGGGAAAGGUGCACAGUUGUUUGCCAAAAGACAGUCUCGUAUGGAGAAGUUUGUCAUUGAUGAUGAAACGGUGCAAGCAAACAAAACGCGAUCCCCUUCCCCGACCUCAUCACUCCCUAACUCUUGGAGAUAUUCAUCCAACAUCCGUGCCCCACCCCCACUGUCGUAUAAUCCUCUUCUGUCUCCUUUCCACCCUCCAUCAGCAGCCAAGCAGGCCCCUUCCACUAGCCCAAUAACUAAACCUAAGUCCCAAGAGAAAGCUAAAUCCACCCCCAAGCAACUAAACGCCCUAGAUAUCAUGAAACAUCAGCCCUACCAAUUGGACUCAUCCUUGUUCACAUAUGAUGCUGCCUCUGAGGCCAAAAGCCCCAGUCCUAAACCCACUCCUGUCUCUAAGUUUGAAGUUACUAAAAGCCUUAAACAAAGAGCAGACUCUUCCUAUUCUCCUUAUAAUCCCUCUGAACCUGCCGGUCAAAGCAAGGCAGAGGCCCCUGCUAAGGCUCCUAAAUUGGUAAGUACACCAAAUUCCUACACUCAAAGCAUACAAACAGCUGAGCCACUUUCAACAAGCAAGCAUUUGGGUGAGAGGCUUGCUGUCACAAGUGCUGCCCCUCGCACAAGCAGCAAGCAAACACACAGCUUCCGACCUGCAAGCGCAUCUUCUCAGAGCUCAUCUUUUAGCGACAGCAUUGCUUCAGCUUUCUCUCCUGCAUCUCUUAUUGCCAGAGGAGUGCGUCAGAUGGCUCCGAGGCCAAAAUUCUCUGCUAAGAAGCCAACAGUGACAGGAAAACAGUGGAAGCCUGUUGCUAUGCUUUCCUCAGUAUAGCACUGUACAUGGUCAUGCUUUGGUGUAACUUGAGACGACUGUCACAUUAGUGCAUG
Cyprinodon tularosa is the source of this 3119-nucleotide messenger RNA. RefSeq names its product synaptopodin 2b (gene synpo2b). Lineage: Eukaryota; Metazoa; Chordata; Actinopteri; Cyprinodontiformes; Cyprinodontidae. Gene Ontology annotation, biological process: positive regulation of actin filament bundle assembly. Gene Ontology annotation, cellular component: nucleus; actin cytoskeleton; Z disc. The record is from RefSeq and is a predicted model, not a curated record. Gene Ontology annotation, molecular function: actin binding.